Molecule: messenger RNA, 579 nt
Organism: Polistes canadensis
Lineage: Eukaryota; Metazoa; Arthropoda; Insecta; Hymenoptera; Vespidae
Gene: RpS12
Product: 40S ribosomal protein S12
Exons: 5
Coding region: 126-551 (141 amino acids)
Biological process (GO): translation
Cellular component (GO): cytosolic small ribosomal subunit; ribosome
Molecular function (GO): structural constituent of ribosome
Source: RefSeq, a predicted model, not a curated record
AGCGACAAUUCGCCUGAUCACGAGGGGUAUCUUUCUUUUCCCAUUAAUAUAUAAGCCGAAUGUAGGCACGCUGUAUUUAGGUGUUUUAAAAAUCGUUUUAUUAAGCUUCUUGAAUAAGUAAAAACAUGUCUGAUGUUGAAACGAAUGAUGGACCCUCCUCAAUUACAGCAGGAGGUCCCAUGGACGUGAAUACUGCUUUACAAGAAGUAUUAAAAAAUGCCCUCAUUCACGAUGGAGUCGUUCAUGGACUCCACGAAGCAGCAAAGUCUCUUGAUAAGAGACAAGCGAUGCUCUGCAUUUUAGCUGAUAAUUGUGACGAACCAAUGUACAAAAAACUUGUUCAAGCUCUUUGUAAUGAACAUCAAAUUCCUCUUAUAAAAGUAGAUAAUAAUAAAAAAUUGGGUGAAUGGGCUGGUCUAUGCAAAAUCGACAGUGCCGGUAAAGCUCGUAAAGUUGUUGGAUGUUCUUGCGUCGUUAUUAAGGACUUUGGCGAAGACACACCAGCGAAAGAUGUUCUUAUGGAGUACUUGAAGCAAAGUUCUGUACAUUAAAACUCUUUUAAUAAAAUAUUACAUAUAA